ACGACGACAGCUACGAUGAGCCGAUGAGCUAAGGGCUGCAGAGCGCGCAAAGCGGCUCUUAUUUCGCGAGAGUAAACAUUCAAUCUUUUUUGUGUACAAACAAUAGAUCUUUGUCGUGAAUAAAUAAAAAAUCGAGUCCAAAAUGGCAUCGGUACAAGAGCGGAACAAAUUGAAGCGAGUGUCAUACGAUACAUGGAGCACGAGAGAGCAAUUAUGCUUAGCUACAAGUGUUCUGAAAUCAGGAGACCAAAAUUGGAUGGGGGUAUCAAGAUCGCUAAAGCCUUUUGCAGAGAAAGAGGCGCUCAGACCACCAGAUUGGUUUUCACAAAAAUCGUGCGCAAUACAGUACGCGAUAUUGAUUGAAAAUGCUGAUGCUCCAAAACGUAAGAAACGUGAGAGCGGGGAAACAACGGGAGAGUCAAUAGUGAGAAGAUUGACACAGGAAAGAAUAGCGGAAUUGGGUCAGAUAUUGGCUUUUCAAAGGGACGAAUAUCAGCAGUUAAAAGCUGAAGUAAAUCUAUUGAGAUCAGGAACAAUAACGGAUGAAAAAUUGCAAAAAAUGUGGUUAUCGAUAGAACAGGAGGAACGAGAACAGGAGCAAAAAUGUCGAGCGCAUGCUGCGUGGCUGGCAAAGCGCCAACAAAAGCAAGAGGUUCAGGCAUCGAUGCAAACAGUAACGAUUGCCUCUCCCAGAAAAAGUUUGGAAGCUACGAGUGAGACGCAGGAGAACAGUGAGUCAAUGAAUGAGGAGGAAGAGAAGAAAAAUCGCGGUGGUCGAUCGCCACUUUUAACGAGUCUCCUAAAAUCACCUAGUCCCACUACGCAAAUGCAGAAUCCAACAUCCUCUGCUCAAGUCAAUUCACCUACGAUAGCGAGUCUUCUCGGAUCCAGUCCUAAAGUUCCCAGUACUCAAAUAUCUACCAGUAUUCCAUCACAACUACAUCAACUCGUUUCUAGUACUUUGACCAAUACAGUGAAUGAAAGACCCUCUGCAGGAGCGCCAACUUUAUCGAUGCUCCUUGAAUUACCGGCCAAUUUACAGAGAGCGUCACUCGCGAGCCUACAACAAACGGCUUCUAGCGUACAGCAACAAAUUGCACCCCCAGAAAUUCAUAUCCAGAGCCAUCCGAUAAAACACACAAUUCCACAAAACGAGUCAUUGAAUGUCAAAACUUCUACAGUUCCAGCAAGUAUUCCCGUUACUGAGAAUAUGGUACAAAUUAUUGAUCAAGUGGAUGACGUUAUCCGGAAGGAUAUCAUGGCUGAUGUGAUAAACAAGGAUGAAAUAAAUGAAAUCAUCGGAGAUCUUGAAGAACUCAUAAAAGAAGAGAUAACUGCUAGUCCUCAAAAAGCACCUUUAAAAAUGAUGCCAACGAUCCCAGUCGUCGUAGAAAAUUUGAAUGUUCCACAGGUCGAAAAACUUGUUCAGGAACGUCUUGAACCUCGAGACGUUGAUGAGCCUGUUUCAUUGUCUAAUUCGCCUCAGAGUGAGAUGGCAAUCGAAGAAAUUGAUCAAAGCACAUCGAGUAUUGCAGAAAUUAUCGGCACCAUUGCUAUCGAACCUGUUGAACCCAAAGUCUCAGUUGCACCGGUAAUCGCUGAGGAAUCGUCAAAAGUAGGAGAAAAAAUAAAUGAGGAAGUUGAAGUAAAUCAGCAAGAAAUUAAGGUGGAAGAAGAAAUUGUGCAAGAGCAGACAAAAACCGAAAAAAAAUCUGUGGAGGAACGAGAAAUUGCUGAUCAAUCAGAAAAAGAGGAAAAUAAUAUCGAGCAAUCCAGUCCGACAAUUGAAAAACCAACAGAAAAAAUGAAACCUGUAGAAACGGAGAAAACUGAGGUAGAGCCUGAGAAAAAGUGUGAGGAUAUGACUCCAAAAAUCGAGUCUAAAGGCACAGUAUCGACGGUCGAAACUUCCCAAGAAAAUGUCAGUGAAAAAGAGAACAAUGAGACUCUCCUGAGUCAAAAAAGUGAAGCGAUUCCAGUCGAAAACGAGACAAAUGAAAAACCUGUCGGUGAUGAAAAAUUGGGUAAAGAAAAGGUGGCAAAAAAUGAUAUGGAAAUCGAUCAAAUCGAGUUGAAUCUCGCAAAAAUUACAGGUGACCAGACUGAGGUAGGAUCGGCGGAGGUCGUGAGUGUUUCUUCCGAAGUAACGACCGACGUUCCGAGCAUCGAAGACAAUGAGAAAUCUCAGGAUAUCAGUACGAUUCUCGAGGAUGAUGAGAGCUUUCAGAGCAAUUCAAGUAAAAAGAAAGACACCGAUGAGCAAUCAUCGGUGGCAACAAAUAUGGUCGAUAACUUCGAUUCCCAAGAAUCCUCCAAAGAUGAACCUAAUCCAAAAGAGGCUACGACGGAAGAAACAGCGAAUGAAAUUUUGAGCAAAGUAGAAAGUCCCAAAGAGGAAGUUUCUGUUGCAGAAAAAAAUGGUGACGAAACGAUCAAAGUGGAGGAUUCGAAAGAUUCGGAGGCGACAACUACCUCGGAGGCAUCACAAGAAGUUGAGAAAAAGGAAAAGAUCGAAGAAGCCACAUCAACCUCGAAAGUGGAAGAGAAAAAAAGUGAGGUGGAGAAGAUUGAAGUUGAAUUGAAGGCUGAGAAGGAAGAAACUGAAAAAAUCGAAGAAAAAGUGGAAAAGAUCGUUAAAGAGGAUAACGAAGACGAAGAAAAGGAGGGAGUGAAAGAAGAAAAAAUAAGAAAAGGAGGCGAAGUUGAAGAAUCCUCAAAACCAGAAGUUCAAGAGGUGGAGGAGAAAAAGUGCGUGACCCCGAUUCCGUUUGAGGAAAAACCUGAAAUCAAGGACGAAUCGGACACCGAUAGUUCCAUCAAACAACUCGAUGAAUCGAAGAAAGAAGAAAUUGAGUUGAAAGAAGAAAAGGAAGACGAAGAAAAAACAGUGGAGAACGAAAUAAAGAAAGAAACUGUUGAAUCGUCCGGUAGCAUUUGCGACGAUAUCGGUGACCUUGACGAGGAAGAAUCUUCACUCAGUAAAUUGAGUGGUGGCCGAGCCAUGAAAACCUACUCAAAGAAACAAACAAUCGCUGUUGACAGCGAGCCUGAGAACGAAAGUAGUGGCGAAAAUGCCGAUUACCGAGCUUGGAAAAAAGCUGUUAUGCUCGUUUACAACCGAUUGGCUACCCACAAGUACGCCUCCCUAUUUCUUCGUCCGAUCACCGAGGAUCAAGCUCCUGGUUAUCAUUCAGUUAUAUUCCGACCAAUGGAUCUCUCCACUAUUAAAAAGAACAUCGACAACGGUACGAUCAGAUCGACCAUGCAUUUUCAGCGAGACGUUAUGCUCAUGUUUCAAAAUGCUAUUAUGUACAACAAACAAGAUACUUUUGUUUACAAAAUGGCCUUAUCCAUGCAAGAAGAAUGUUUGCAACAUAUGCAGAUUCUAGUUCAAGUCACGGGUGAAGGACAACUGCGAAGAGAGACGCGAACGGCUGCAAGCAGUAGCAGCGAAACGAGCGAUUCGAGUGUUAAGAGAAAGAGAAGUCACAUAACGCCGAGUCCCCACGACACAGACAGUCCGCGUGGAAAAAAGCGCAGAAAGUCGGAAAAUGAUUAGGCUCGGAUAAUUUCAAGAGAGUAAAAACAGAUGGGAAACGAUUCAUAUUUGUGAGGCCUCUUUAAAUUAAUCACGAUCGAUAAGUGUACAAAAGUAGUUUGAACUAAUCGUCGCCACGAGCGUGUGGCUCAGUGCAGUAAGAAAAAAAAAUCAGGAGAUACUAUUUCUUCAGUUGUUUUUUUUACCAAUUGAAAAAAAAAAACAAGCAAUACUCUAGUGUUUCUUGAAAAUGUCAUCAAAUUAAUCGAAAAAUGCCGUCGACUUGUAUAUAAAUUUACUAGUUUAUAAACUUCAAUUUAAAAAUUAAUUAAGAAACUGACAACAAAUUAAUUUGUAUAAAAGACUAGGUAAUAAAAAAAUAAUAAUAAGUAUAAAAAUUGAAAAAUGGGUUAUUACGCUCGCGGCGAUUCGAGAAAAAUGAUUUGCAGCUCUGACGAAGAAGAAGGUUAUCCAGCGACUUCGCAGCAUUCGUCACGAACGAAUUCUAAUAUGUCUCAGAUGAAUCAGCGUGACAAACGAAAUCUCAUACUCGGAACUUUCGGUGAAGCUGUAAGUGAAAGAUCGGUAGUGGAUCGAUGAAUGAAAAACAACUUUUAUUUCUCGUUACGAAAAGCCGCCACUUCCUCUUCCACCUGUUUCGGACGACACCGAUCGCCAAUUUUGGGCCGAAGAUGAACUUAGCAGUUGUGACUCCAGACUUCAUCUCGUUAUCGCUAGACGCAGGAGAAGACACAGCGUCGCUUACAGAAAUCGAGCCGCGGUACAUCGAAGUCGCUCUGAAUUCGUUCAAUCUUCAAGCUCCAGCACUGAAACUACACUUCUCAACGUCCCACCUUCGGUACGAAGAAGACAAAGACAUCGGAACUGUCCGGGAACUUCGAGAGUCCAAAGGCCGAGAGUUACAAAUAGUGGUGUCCAAACAAAAUUAAAUCCAAAAACGAUGUCACGUUUAGUAGCAGGGAAUCGCUUAGCAUCAGGUUGCACGAUCGUUCAGCCUAACGUGCAUAAUCAGAGAUUGAAUUUAUCGCUCUUAUCAAAUCGGAAGAAUGGCGAAACGAGUGGAGCGACGCAAACGCCAGAGAACAUUAUGCCAGCGCGAAUUUCUCCGAAACCCGAGACCGGCAACGUUAGGAGAAGUCGUAUAGGAAAAAUUCGUCAGUCAACUAAAUCCAAACGGAAUUGAAUGGAUCGAUUUACGUGUUUUUCGAAAAAUGUGUAAUUAUUCUUGUACUAUAUUUUAACGUCAGAGUUUUAGUUCCGAAUCAUUGUUCAACGUUAGAUAUAAUUUAACAUCUGCGAAAAUCUAAUGUGAAUUUAUCAUAGAAAAUACAGUAAUUACAACAA
Molecule: messenger RNA, 4903 nt
Organism: Venturia canescens
Lineage: Eukaryota; Metazoa; Arthropoda; Insecta; Hymenoptera; Ichneumonidae
Gene: Brd8
Product: Bromodomain containing 8
Exons: 4
Coding region: 143-3559 (1138 amino acids)
Cellular component (GO): NuA4 histone acetyltransferase complex
Molecular function (GO): protein binding
Source: RefSeq, a predicted model, not a curated record